AAAGCUUGGAAUGUGGAGUGCAGAGAGAGAGAGAGAGAGAGAGAGAUGGGGAAGGACUCGAAGGCGAAAGAUGCGGGGGGGAAAGGAAAGGGAAAGCAGGCAUCGUCCGGAGGAGGGGAUGAGGCCAAGGGCGCCAAAGGCAAGGCCAAGUCAGACCUUGGAACCUGCACUUAUGUCAAAGCGAGGCACAUAUUAUGUGAGAAGCAAGGGAAGAUCAAUGAAGCGUACAAGAAGCUGCAAGAUGGUUGGCUAAGCAAUGGUGACAAAGUACCUCCUGCUGAGUUUGCCAAGCUUGCAUCAGAGUACUCAGAAUGCCCAUCAGGGAAGAAAGGUGGUGAUCUUGGAUGGUUUCCUCGUGGAAAGAUGGCUGGCCCUUUUCAAGAUGUGGCUUUCAGCACACCUGUUGGUGCCACAAGUGCACCAUUUAAAUCAACGCAUGGAUAUCACAUAAUACUAUCUGAAGGCAGGGAGAACUGAUUGAACAGGAAAGGGUGAUCCACGAGUAUCGAAAACAAUUGAAAGCGGUCAUCAGAGGAUGAUAUACUGCAAGGGAUCUCUAGAAAACAUAUUGAGAGCUUCAUAGUUGUUUGUAGACCUCUUUUGUGAUGGUUUCUACCCUGUAUAAUUUAAACUUUUCAAUAGAAUUGACUAAGCGUGACUUUGGGUAUAAUUGGUUUCCUGACAAGUAUGUUGCAAAUACAUGGACACUUGUGUUGCUUAGAUU
Messenger RNA from Amborella trichopoda, 724 nucleotides. RefSeq names its product FKBP-like peptidyl-prolyl cis-trans isomerase family protein. Gene Ontology annotation, biological process: rRNA processing. Gene Ontology annotation, molecular function: peptidyl-prolyl cis-trans isomerase activity; DNA binding. Lineage: Eukaryota; Viridiplantae; Streptophyta; Magnoliopsida; Amborellales; Amborellaceae. The record is from RefSeq and is a predicted model, not a curated record.